Molecule: messenger RNA, 2697 nt
Organism: Diorhabda sublineata
Lineage: Eukaryota; Metazoa; Arthropoda; Insecta; Coleoptera; Chrysomelidae
Product: cytochrome P450 9e2-like
Exons: 7
Coding region: 1014-2558 (514 amino acids)
Molecular function (GO): heme binding; oxidoreductase activity, acting on paired donors, with incorporation or reduction of molecular oxygen; iron ion binding
Source: RefSeq, a predicted model, not a curated record
GUCUAACUACAAAAAGUUUAAUAGUGAGGUAAGUAACCUAUACAUUGAAAGAUAUGUUAAUAAAUAAAUCUCACAGAAAAUAAAAAUACAUUAUUAUAAAUAGAUUAAAAUUAUAAUCAACUAAAAAUACUAUUUGAAACUAUUAAAUUGAUUUACUAUUAUCGUUAUUUCAAGGAACUUACAUAGGAUUAGGUGAACAGAACAAUUCUUGGCCAUUUGACAACAUUGCAUUGAUUAAUGCAUUACAAAUUGUAUACAAGGCUUUUUUGAUAAUUUUUGAUUCUAUUGUAUUUUUUGAUCACCUCGUAUAUAAUUAAGAUUUGACCAAAUUUAUGACUGUUUUUAUCAUUUUGUGUGAAAAGUAUUUCAAUAAAAGUUUCAACUGUCAACUAUCAUUUGUCUCCUGUCAGAAUUUGAAUCAAUUAUGUCGUUUACUUUGACAGCCAGUGAAAGCAAACUAAUCGUGUUGUAAUGUUGUUUCUAAAAGGACCAAUAACUGUACUGUUUACCUCUAUAGUAUGCAACACCUAAUACUGUAAUAAUACAAUAGACAAGGAAAGCGUGACGUCAUAAAACAAGAUGGUAACACUGGUCUGUUCCAUGGUAAAAUCAGACAUAAACUGUUUCUGAUUGUUUAAGGGAAUUUUACACGGUAUGAUAAGUUGAAGCAAUUUAUCGUAACGAUCAGAUUGUUACAAUUUAUCUUGUUUCCAAGUUAUUUAGUGACGUUUAGACUGUUGCUGUAACAAUGACAAAAAAUGCAAGCAGAUGAACUCGAAAAUUUUUAAUUAUAUUUAUUGAGAAGUUUUACGUAAAGUAGUUCUGGGGUCGAUAACGGUUAAGUGACAUUUGACAGGGUUAUACAUUGUUACGAUUUAUCGUAGCGUGGGAAGCCCCCUUAAAGUUUAUUUACCAGUGAAAGUUUCUUAAAGUUAAAAAAAUGAUACAAGUGACUGUGUUUCACCGUGUUUAUGAAAAUUAGUAGUUAAUAAUACGUGGACGUAUAAAAAAAAAUGUUAAUUUCCAUCAUAUUGAUCUUUGUUUUUAUUUUAACCGCUUUGUUCUAUUACAAUGCGGUUAAACCGAUGAAUUAUUGGAAGAAACGAGGAGUAGUUCAAAGUGAUCCCGUAUGGCUCUUAGGAGAUCAAUGGAAACAAGUGUUCGGAUUAGAAAGUAUCGUGGAUAUGUUCACGAGACUUUAUAAUUUAUCUCCGAAUGCCAGAUAUUGUGGAAUAUAUCAAUUCACCACACCAGCUCUUAUGAUAAGAGAUACAAAGUUAUUAAAAUUAAUUACUGUUAAAGAUUUUGAUCAUUUUAUGAAUCACAAACCCUUAAUUCCGGAUGGUGCAGAUCCCUUGUGGAACAAAAAUAUUUUCGCGCUAAAAGAUCAAAGAUGGAAAAGCAUACGACCUAUUUUAACACCGAGUUUUACCAGUAGCAAAAUGAAAAGCAUGUUUAUUUUCAUGUCGGACUGCGCACAAAAUUUCGUUAAUUAUUUUUUGAAAGAAAGAGGAAAUGGCGACGUAAUCGAUGUUUGUAUGAAAGAUAUUUCGAGUCGUUUUUCUAACGAUGUAAUAGCAUCAACUACGUUCGGAUUGCAGGUGGAUUCAUUCAAAGAUCCAGACAACGAAUUUUAUUAUCGGUGCAAAGAUAUCACGAACUUUGCUACCCCUUGGAGGAUAAUUAAAAUGUUAGGGUUUGCAACUGUUCCAAGGUUAUUCAAGUUUUUCGACGUAAAGUUUUUCGAUAGCGAAUCGAGACAAUUCUUCAUCAACAUUGUUAAAAACAGUAUAAAAAUGAGGAAGGAACACGAUGUGGAUCGUCAGGAUAUGCUCCAUUUAUUACUCGAAGCAAAAAAAGAAGUCGAACAGAAAAAAAAACAGGGGUUAGAUAUAGAAGAAAUUACCGAUGAAGACAUCACCGCUCAUGCGAUGAUAAAUUUUUUCGCUGGAUUCGAAUCUAUUUCAACUUUAAUGACGUUCAUGUCUUACGAAUUAGCCAUUCAUCCGGAUAUUCAGAAUAGAUUACGGGAAGAAAUAGAUGAAGGAUUUCAACAGUGUAAUGGAAAGUUGACUUAUGAAGUGCUCAUGAAGAUGCCUUAUUUGGAAAUGGUUAUUUCAGAAACUCUUCGAAAAUGGCCGAACUUUCCAGAAGCCCACAGAGUUUGUACAAAAAAAUACGUAAUAGAACCAGAAUAUCCUGACGAAAAUCCUUUGGUAAUAGAAGAAGGAACAGCCAUAUUAUUACCCGUAUUUCCAAUCCAACGUGACCCUAAAUAUUUCCCAGAUCCGGAUCGUUUCGAUCCAGAAAGAUUCAGCGAAGAAAAUAAAAACGCUAGAGACUUUUACUGCUAUAUGCCGUUCGGAUUAGGUCCGAGAAAUUGCAUAGGGGCGAGAUUUGCGAAUCUAGAAGCCAAAGUUUAUUUCGCAUACGUUCUGCACAGCUUCGAGAUAGUUCCAACUGCAAAAACUGUGAUACCUGUUAAACUAUCCAACCAGAAUUUCAAUGUUCACGCCGAAGAUGGAAUAAAUGUAGGUUUGAAACCUUUAUAUACAUAAUUAAAUUUUUUUAUUCAAACUUAAUAUAAUUAUCUCAUUUUUUGUUACUAUAUCUACCUUUAUUAUCAGUUUAUUCGUAAUAUCUUCCAUUUUAUUUUAUACAUUUGAAUUAUUUCGCCAAUAAAAAAGUAUUUCACAA